Molecule: messenger RNA, 3616 nt
Organism: Bubalus bubalis (water buffalo)
Lineage: Eukaryota; Metazoa; Chordata; Mammalia; Artiodactyla; Bovidae
Gene: MTM1
Product: myotubularin 1
Exons: 15
Coding region: 282-2093 (603 amino acids)
Biological process (GO): negative regulation of autophagosome assembly; dephosphorylation; mitochondrion distribution
Cellular component (GO): plasma membrane
Molecular function (GO): phosphatidylinositol-3,5-bisphosphate 3-phosphatase activity
Source: RefSeq, a predicted model, not a curated record
AAAAGUCUUCUGGGAGAUUCUGGCGGGCCACUCAGCUCCAGAGCAGCUGUCCCCAGCUUCUCUAGCGCCGAAAACCAGCGGCCUUGGGGCUGAAGUGCAGAUUCUGACUCUGGGGGACAGGGACGGGCUUCCUCUCACAGGCAGGUGACAAGGAUGCUGGCAGCUGCGCUGGGACUCCGAGGAGCCUGUGCUCCAGAAUCACUGGAGGCUGGUUCCCAAACUCCACGUUCCCUGGCAGCCAACCUGGAGAUUCUGAUUCAAUAGGUUUGAGAGUUUCCAGUAUGGCCUCAGCACCAACUUCCAAAUAUAAUUCACACUCCUUGGAGAAUGAGUCUAUUAAGAGGACUUCUAGGGAUGGAGUUAAUCGGGAUGUGGGAGAAACUCUUCCUCGACUGCCAGGAGAGAUUCGCAUUACUGACAAAGAAGUUAUUUACAUAUGUCCUUUCAAUGGCCCCAUUAAGGGAAGAGUUUACAUCACAAAUUAUCGUCUUUAUUUAAGAAGUUUGGAAACGGAUUCUGCUCUAAUACUUGAUGUUCCUCUGGGUGUGAUCUCAAGAAUUGAAAAAAUGGGAGGCGCCACAAGUAGAGGAGAGAACUCCUAUGGGCUAGAUAUUACUUGUAAAGACUUGAGAAACCUGAGGUUCGCGCUGAAACAGGAGGGUCACAGCAGAAGAGACAUGUUUGAGAUCCUCACAAGAUACGCCUUCCCACUGGCCCACAGUUUGCCAAUAUUUGCAUUUUUGAAUGAAGAAAAGUUUAACGUGGAUGGAUGGACCGUUUAUAAUCCAGUUGAAGAAUACAGAAGGCAGGGCUUGCCCAAUCACCAUUGGAGAAUCACUUUUAUUAAUAAGUGCUACAAACUGUGUGAUACUUACCCAGCCCUCUUGGUGGUUCCAUAUCGUGCCUCUGAUGAAGAUCUUAGGAGAGUUGCAGCUUUUCGAUCCCGAAACCGAAUUCCAGUGCUGUCAUGGAUCCAUCCCGAAAACAAGACCGUUAUUGUGCGUUGCAGUCAGCCUCUUGUUGGUAUGAGUGGUAAACGAAAUAAAGAGGAUGAGAGAUAUCUCGACGUCAUCAGGGAGACAAACAGACAAGUUAACAAACUCACGAUCUAUGAUGCAAGACCCAAUGUCAAUGCAGUGGCCAACAAGGCAACAGGAGGAGGAUAUGAAAGUGAUGAUGUGUAUCAUAACGCCGAACUUUUCUUCUUAGACAUUCAUAACAUUCAUGUUAUGCGGGAAUCUUUGAAAAAAGUCAAAGACAUUGUUUAUCCUAAUGUGGAAGAAUCUCAUUGGUUGUCCAGUUUGGAAUCUACUCAUUGGCUGGAACAUAUCAAGCUUGUUUUGACAGGAGCCAUCCAGGUCGCAGACAGGGUUUCUUCGGGGAAGAGCUCGGUGGUGGUGCACUGCAGUGAUGGUUGGGACAGGACGGCCCAGCUGACGUCCCUGGCCAUGCUCAUGUUGGACAGCUUCUACCGGAGCAUCGAGGGCUUUGAAAUAUUGGUCCAAAAAGAAUGGAUCAGUUUUGGACAUAAAUUCGCAUCUAGAAUAGGUCAUGGUGAUAAAAACCACGCCGACGCUGACCGAUCUCCUAUUUUUCUCCAAUUUAUUGAUUGUGUAUGGCAGAUGUCAAAGCAGUUCCCUACAGCUUUCGAAUUCAAUGAACGGUUUUUGAUAACAAUUUUGGAUCAUCUGUAUAGCUGCCGCUUUGGUACGUUCUUAUAUAAUUGUGAAUCUGCUCGCGAGAAACAGAAAGUUACAGAAAGAACCGUUUCUUUAUGGUCACUGAUCAAUAGUAAUAAAGACAAAUUCAAAAAUCCCUUCUACACUAAGGAAAUCAAUCGAGUGUUAUAUCCAGUUGCCAGUAUGCGUCACUUGGAACUUUGGGUGAAUUACUAUAUUAGAUGGAACCCCAGAAUCAAGCAACAACAGCCAAACCCAGUGGAGCAGCGUUACAUGGAACUCUUGGCCCUACGUGAUGAGUACAUCAAGCGCCUUGACGAAUUGCAGCUUGCCAAUUCUGCCAAGCUUUCCGAUCCCUCGGCCUCACCUUCUAGCCCUUCACAAAUGAUGCCCCACGUGCAGACUCACUUCUAAUAAAGAAAAAAGCAGACUUUUCAUUCGGGGCCUCUGUACAAAGUAGGUUAAACUAUUUGCCUCCAUUUAGAACUUGAACUAACAUAAUCUUAAACUCUUGAAUAUGUGCCUUCUAGAAUACAUAUUGCAAGAAAACUACAGUAUCUACACGGCAAUCGGAAGAAAGGAGCCCAGAUGGGGUUUUGGAAAAUCCUGAUACCUUCAAAAGUGGUUUUUGAAAGAUAAUAUUUAAAUCAUAUUUACCUCUUCAACCUCGUCAGAAAUAUUAUGUGCACAAUAUGUACUUUGUGGGCCUCAUUGGAACAAUGACAUUUUUAACUAAAGGGGGAAAAUGUAUGUUUAUGAGAUGGAUUUUCCUCAGACUGCUUAUAGUAGUUGCUUUGGGUGAUCUAAAGUGAACCUAAAUGUGAAAGAUGUGUGUUCCUGCCAAAACUAAAUUGAGCUCAGCUUCCGAGGCAUGAUCCAAAACAAGGUGUUUAAAUAAUUGCCAAAUUUCACACCAUCAUAUGUGUGAUGACUUGAGAAAUAGCUGUGUAGAUGAGUUUUCCAUUAUUUUGAAAUUUUGGAAUAUGAAGUAUUUUCCCCUAAUUUCCAAGAGAAGCAUAUUUUUAUAUUUAAAAAAAAAGAUAGGGCCCAGUUAAAUAUGAUUUGAUUAUUUUUAACAUUUCCACUUCUGUUUCCUAAGUUCUUUCAUGAGCUUGCCUAGAAUUCUGACCUGUUUUCAGGUGGUGGAAAGCCCUUCUCUAGCACUGUUUGAAGAUGUUGGAUGCAUUAUGCUGCUUACGUGAAUGUUUUUGCAAAUGUUGCUCUAGUCAAACUAGCUUAUCUGCCAAAGUGUCGGGUUGACCAUCUUGGAUGUGUGAGCUGUCCCUAGAGCAGCAGCCUCUGAAAUAAAAGCCGCAGAUGUACAUUUGUUGAGCGUAUUCUUGAAAGUAUGGUGUUUAUGAAUUUCAAUGGUGUUUGACACCCUUUUCCACCCAGGAGUGCAUAAAAACUGGUUCUACAGAUUUUUACUUGAAGUACCCAGCGGUUUGCUUUUUCAGGUUUUUUUCUUUUUUUGUAGUAUUAAAUGCAAUUUCAAAUGCAGUUCUAUUUGAUAUCUGAACUAAUUCAUUUAGUCAGUAUAUUUGUAAAAGUUAAGGCUAGAGUUAAAAAGCAAUUAAUGUGUUUUACAAUGAUUUGUAAAGGUCUAUUUAUAGCUAAUAUGGUUUUGUUUUCAAUGAAUUAAGAGAGAUUAAAUAUAUCUUUGUAAAUUAUUUUAUGUCAUAGCUUAAUGGUUUACCAAAUAAGACAUCUCAAAUGCAGUAGUAUAAAUGUAUAAAUUUUGUAUGUAUAAGAAAUUUUAUUAGACAGUCUCUUGCUUUUUGUAAACGCUGUAAAUAUUUCAUAAAUUAACGAAGUGUCACUCCAUAAAAAGAAAAAAAAGCUAAUACUAAUAGCUGAAAGAAUUUUGUGAAAUUUCAUGACAACUGUUUCAUGGCAAUAAUGACUAAAGACCUGCUGUAAUAAAUAUAUUAACUAAA